AUGAACAGGACUUGCUUCUCAUUGUGUCUACAAAUACACGUGUUACAGAAGCCAGUGGAAAAGGAGAUUAGUGUCCACCUACUCAAUGUCCACCGACUCAAUAAGCAUCCGUCCAUAUACCUUCUUCUGUAUCUCUCUACGUCUACUACUCACCCUCCCCACCUUGGUUUGAUCCUCCACCGGCUUCCGUCUGAAGCAACUCCAGACCACCCUCUCCACCCUUCUAAUUUGUCGUCUGAAGGACACAAACGAGAGAACGAAGCAAUUAGAUCUGCUCCGAUUUCCCGAUCGGUUUACCUAAUCUCGGAGAUUUCACAUUGA
This is a messenger RNA of Lactuca virosa, 321 nucleotides long. The record is from the annotation of a GenBank genome assembly. Lineage: Eukaryota; Viridiplantae; Streptophyta; Magnoliopsida; Asterales; Asteraceae.